AUCAGAUGCUGCUAUGCGCGCCCAUGGGGCGUCUCAACAUUGGCGCUGUCCCUCUCAAUUGCUUCUGCACAGACUCUCACGCCCUUCACUUUGGCCCGCGACAUUCAAAGCCCUAUAUGAACACAGCCCUUCGGACGUGCGCCACAUAGCGGGGCGAUACUAUUCGACGAUUGAUAUGCGGAUGGAGACAGAUGGUGCUCAGCCUCAUUAUCCGGUGUCGAUCAUCAAGGUCCUUAUACUCAAGCAGUCGAGCUACGUACGAAGUGCUCCUCCGCAUUCUCCAAUCACGGUCUGCUGCGGCUUUCGGCGAAUAAUCUUGGGGGCAUAUAAGACCUUGGACGAGGCAAGAGCUGGCACCGCAUCCUACUUCUAGAGAGUUCCCGACUCGAUGGCUGGGAGCAACGGCCUCCCCGCACAAAUGAAGCUCGCUGCCUUCGGCGUUCAGACGCUGUUCUAUGGCGUCUACCUCACGCUCACCGCUCUCAUCGUAUACCUCGAAUAUCGUUUUCCGUCCCCGCACGCCGCAGCAUCCAAAGCGCGCUCGGCCAUACUCAAUUGGUACGCCAAUGUGCUCUUCGCUCUGGUGGUGACUGCACACUGGAUCACCUCAUUCGUCCGCAUAUUUGAGGGAUUCGUGUCUUGGCGCGGUGGUAUGGACGCCACCGUAUACUUCUCUGACACGACCGACCGCAUCCUCUUUGCGCUCAGUAUCUUCAAGUUCGCGACGAUGAUCAUUGCCGACGUGUUCAUGAUCUGGCGCCUCUACUGUGUCUGGGAGAAGCGGAAAUCCGUCCUGAUCGUACCCGCGAUCACGCUCUCGGGCCUUCUCGUAACUUCCAUUGGCGGCAUGUGUAAUGUACAGCUGCUGCCACACAACCCACAGUUCUUGCACCUCGUUCCCGACGAGCAGCGCGCUAUUCAGGCAUGGAAGACCGCCAACACGGCGUGCGCGAUAUGCACGAACGUAUACUGCACAGCCAUGAUUGUGUUCCGCCUCUGGAGCAUGCGCAGGCGCUCGCCGCAGGUGUCUGGCGCGUCCCUUUCCGGCGUCAUCAUCGCCUUCGUCGAGGGUGCGGCGUGCUACACUUUUCCUCGGUCUCAUCGAUCUCAUUCCCCGAUGCCCCUUUGCCUCGUUGCUCAGUCGGUCCUUCGGCUAGCGCGCCACCUACCCAGCUUCGCCGUCGUUCUCCUUCAAAUCACGUACGCGCUGGGGCACCCCGCCUGGUACCUCUUCGUUGACUGCGCGCCCGAGGCGGCCGCGCUGUCGAUGGCGCUGAUUUGCGUGCGGCCAGUGCUCGUGAGAUUUGGAGCGGGUGCGAAGUGCAGAGGGGGCGCUGCAGCAGACGUGGAGAGAGGUGGGGCAGUACUCUCCUCUCGACGAGCACCAGCCAUUUCGAGCGCCGGUCCUACUGCGACGUCGCGGCACCUUGAUAGCGGCGCUUUGAAAGCGUACUCGAAGGGCCGCUUGGAAGCCUCGGAUGGUCCAGUUGAGCGCGCGACGAAGGCAGAGAGCACAUCCGGAGGCUCGGACAUGACAAUAGAGCUGGAGAAGGCCAUGGCCGGGGAUGGGGUGACGUCUGGAGGGAAGGAAGCAGGUUAAGGACCACGUUCAUCGAGCGAUGCGAUUGGAUAACUUGGAGACUGGCAGCCCUACGAUAUAGACUGAAGUUUAGCCGAUAGCUACCGUAAAGCGUCUAUAUGACGAAGCAGAGAUCGCAAUACAUAAUAUUAAGUACGCU
Messenger RNA from Schizophyllum commune H4-8, 1739 nucleotides. RefSeq lists its product as uncharacterized. Bases 389 to 1600 code for a protein of 403 amino acids. The record is from RefSeq and is a predicted model, not a curated record. The transcript is spliced from 9 exons. NCBI's taxonomy places the organism in Eukaryota, Fungi, Basidiomycota, Agaricomycetes, Agaricales, Schizophyllaceae.